Messenger RNA from Staurois parvus, 481 nucleotides. The record is from the annotation of a GenBank genome assembly. NCBI's taxonomy places the organism in Eukaryota, Metazoa, Chordata, Amphibia, Anura, Ranidae.
CAGAUAUAGUGAAUGCAGGGUCCGGGGAGACCAGAUAUAGUGAAUGCAGGGUCCGGGGAGACCAGAUAUAGUGAAUGCAGGGAUAUAGUGAAUGAAGGGUCCGGGGAGACCAGAUAUAGUGAAUGCAGGGUCCUGGGGAGACCAGAUAUAGUGAAUGCAGGGUCCGGGGAGACCAGAUAUAGUGAAUGCAGGGUCCGGGGAGACCAGAUAUAGUGAAUGCAGGGUCCGGGGAGACCAGAUAUAGUGAAUGCAGGGUCCUGGGGAGACCAGAUAUAGUGAAUGCAGGGUCCGGAGAGACCAGAUAUAGUGAAUGCAGGGUCCGGGGAGAGCAGAUAUAGUGAAUGCAGGGUCUGGGGAAACCAGAUAUAGUGAAUGCAGGGUCCGGGGAGACCAGAUAUAGUGAAUGCAGGGUCCGGGGAGACCAGAUAUGGUGAAUGCAGGGUCCGGGGAGACCAGAUAUAGUGAAUGCAGGGUCCGGGGA